Salarias fasciatus (jewelled blenny) is the source of this 3835-nucleotide messenger RNA. Its product is annotated as flocculation protein FLO11-like. The record is from RefSeq and is a predicted model, not a curated record. Gene Ontology annotation, cellular component: cell surface. Lineage: Eukaryota; Metazoa; Chordata; Actinopteri; Blenniiformes; Blenniidae. Gene Ontology annotation, biological process: signal transduction. The coding region runs from base 118 to 3405 and encodes 1095 amino acids. The transcript is spliced from 33 exons.
GUGGUUUCCCUGUGACGUCUCAUCUGUUGGCAGGUGGUCAGAAAUGUGCUGUAAGCACUUGUGAAUGUCAGAGUCCAGAUCAGUCUGCAGGAGAGGACCGGAGAAGAGUGCGCAAACAUGAAGGAGGGCAGCAAGUUUCACGGAAUGCUUUUGGCGGGGAUGUGUCUGCUGCUGCUCCUCACCUCGGCAGGUUUAGUUUUCCUGCUGGUUCGGCAGCGGGAGCUGGGAGAGGAACUGGUCACGCUGAAGUCUGAGAUGCAGGAGCUGUCUCAGAGCUGCAGACUGCACGCGCAGAUCCUGCCGGCCGACCUGCGAGAGGCCGGAGAGCUGAGGAAGCUGCAGCGCACCAGGAGGAACCACGACGAAGAGCCGACACAAAGCCAAGAGGAGAAGGACAUGCUGAUGCUGAUGACGUACUCCAUGGUUCCCGUCAAAGUCUUCUCUGAACUGUGUGACAACCCCAGUGGAAUUUGUAUGCCAGGUCCACCUGGCCCUCCAGGUGUGCCUGGUAGACCUGGUUUACCGGGGCCGCCGGGGCCGCGGGGGUCAGAGGGCAGACAAGGACGAAAAGGUUCACGUGGUCCUCCUGGUCCUCCGGGUCCAGCCUGUGCUGUCUGCUGCUCUUAUGAAGUGAAGAACCAGAACACCAGCGAGCGAGCACGUCCAACCAAGAUACUGACGGAGUCACAAACAGCUCUUCCAGGUGAAGACGGCAGAAAGGUUUCAAAUGUCUCCAAAGAGAAGCUCAAAAAUACAAGCAAUGAGUCAACGUCUUCUCAUUUGAACCACAGCCACAAAACCCCGACUGACACCAGCAGAGAAACGACCACAGAAAAACCAGCCACAGUAUCAACAGUCCUGCUUCCUGCAGGCGUCGGGGAACGCAGUGAGGCUGUCAGUGGGAGGAAUAAUGUUGCCGAGAGUACAGUCCAAAUGGAGCUGGUCUCACCUCGUCCAGAGGACGCCUGGGUCGAAGCCAGACCGGAAACUGGAACGGAAGGACCAAAUAAAUCAACGGAAGUGUUCUCAGCAGCAGACCCAGCCCACGAUUCCAGAAAUGUUUUGAGCGUCACUGAAUUUAGUGAACGUCAGCAGAAACACGUGAAGACUGAAGGCAGCACAUAUCCAAGGGAAAUAGAUGGAGAAGUUUUGAAUGUCACUGUCUCUGAAAACCAUCCAGAAGUGAAAAAAGCAUCAGAGCUAACUGGUGAACAUCAAGAGGACCGCCACAACACUUCAGAUGAAACUGAAAACACAACAGAAGGACCAAUAAUGUUAGGGCCAGUCCCGCCUGACGUGAAGCAGAAUCCUGAAACAGCCAUGAACACUGAGUUACCAACCAUCAGCCCAGCGGACCGCCGCAGGGACGCUUUUAUUUCCUCUGACUCUGCAAAACACAACAAAGCUAAACCUGAUACAGACAUUAAAACAGUCACAAGGAGACCAGUGACAAUAUUACAAGCUGUUAUAGAACAAGUUGAUGUCUUUGAUGACCGCAGAAAUGUUACUGAAACAACCAUCAACAUCAAACCAGCAGAAUCAUCAACAUCCAGUCCAGAUGAGAUCCUCAGAGACAGUUUCAUCACCACAGACUCCACAAAAAACAGAGUAAUGAAUCCUGAGCGAAUAGCUUUUACUCAAGAGGACCGAGCUGAUGGCGACUCUCAAACUGAGACCUUGAACGACAUCAGUGCAGUGAAUGUUACAGAAGAACCUCAGAUCUCCUCUCCCGAUCUGCAGACAUCCCGUCCAGCUGAAAACACGCCGUAUGUUUUCUUUGCUUCUGACUCUGAAAAAGAUGUAAAAAGGAAACCUGAAUCGUCAACAACACAUCCUGCUGAAAACAGCAGAGAUGGCGUAGCCGGUUCCCAGCCGACAAAUGGAAAAAAAACUAAACCUGAUCCAGCAACGUCUCAUCCAGAUAACGACUACGUCAGCAACAGUGAAAAUGUCACAGAGGGGCCAGUGAUACUGCUGCCAGUCAAGCCUGACGCAGGCCAAAGCAGUGGAGACGUCAAUGACAGCAGAAAUAACAUAAAGACAACCAUGAAAGCUGAUUCACAGACUCCUCGACCAGCGGAUCACAGCAGAAAUGCGUUUGUCGCUUCCCACUCAAGAAACGACCAAAGAGCUAAAUCUGAUCCAGCAUCAGCUCAUCCAGAUGACAGAGAAGAUGUUACAGAGAAGCCAGUGAUCUUGUUACCGGAUUCACAGACUCCUCGCCCAGCUGAACACAGCAACAAUGGGUUUGUUGCUUCCCACUCAAGAAAUGACAAAAAAGAGGAGCCGGGAUCGUCUCUUCCGGAUGACUCCAUGACAGAUGUGAAGAUGGAAACUGUGACAGAGGAGCCAGUGACGUUGUUACCAGAAUCAGCGACGACACGACCGGCUGAAAACACUCGAAAUGCUCUGACUUCUCCUGACCUGAAGGAAGACAUCGAAACCAAACCCGAGUCAAGAUCAACACAUGAAGGCAGCAGCCAUGAAUCCUUGAAUUUUACUGAAAACUCCACCAAAGCACCAAUCACAGCAUCAGCAGCAUCUAUUUCUGUAAAUCUGGAUGAAGAGAGAAAUUCUGUCAAUGCUACUGAAAACACUGAUGACAAACCCAUGAAGAGCGACUCGACUUUUAAUGGGACAACCAGUGAGAGAUGGAUAAAUAGUGACUGCUCCAUUAAAACCAUCAGAUGUUCGGUGAAGUCCUUCGAAAUGCAAAGCACGUUUGGAGCUUGGAUGUCCGAAGCCUCCCAAAACGACGAUGGUCGAUUCUGGUUUGCCGAGCAUUUCUCAGGCCGCACUCUGGUGGAGUCCAGGAGCAUCCUGUCAUUUCAAAACGUGAGCCAGAAAACGAUAGACGUCAGGAUGUUCUACCAGGGCUGUGGACACGUUGUCUAUGAAGGCUCGUUUUACUUCCACAAUGCAGGAACAAACAGACUCAUCAAACUUGAUUUGAAGACCAGAAGAACGAAGAGUCUGACCAUGCCAAACAGCAGGUACAACAACCUGACCUACCUGUUCCGCAAUUCAAAGACCUAUUUCAAGUUUGCGCUGGAUGAGAACGGACUGUGGGUCAUCUUCGCCUCGAGAACAGACGACAGCACGAUGGUCGCCGAGCUGAAUCCUGACACCUUCUCCGUGGAGUCCGUCUUUAACACUGGCUACCCCACGGCCAAAGCCGGGAAUGCGUUCGUCGUGUGCGGCGUGGUGUAUUUCACAGAUAACACUGACAGGAGAGUGACGUACGCCUUUGAUUUAAAGACGGAGACUCCUCUGGAUGCAGCUUUUGAUUUAAGAGCAGGUAAUGGCAUCUUGGCUAUGGUGUCUUACUAUCCAAACAAGAAGCUUCUGUACAUGUGGAACAACAGCGGAGUGAACAUCUGCAGAGUGAAGCUCCGACACACCUAAAGACAAACACUGUAUUAGGAUAAACGAUAAAACACUCUUUAUUCAUAAUGAUGUGGUGUGUAUUUUUAGAAAUACAGUACAUACAGUGAUCUGCAAAGGACCUAUAUAUACAGUUAUUUAUUUAUUAUAUCAUUAUCUAUUUUUUAUUCUCUGAUACACGUGUUGUGUUGGUGUUCAUUUGUGUCUAGAACACACUACAUUUAUAUGCAACCUAAUACAAGUUUUUCUUUUUGUCCUUUGCUGGCCUGAGAGCGAGAAACCAAACUUAUUUUUUCUGCUUUUGCUUGAAAAUGAUGCACAUGUAUAUUCCCAUAGUCUGUGGAGUUUAAUCUGCUGUAUAGUUUGUGUGUGACAUAAAGUAGUGGUGGCACUCAAUCUGGUUGUUGUAGCUGUAUUUGGAAUCAAUAAAAAUGUGUUAUGUAUUUUCAGA